Psylliodes chrysocephalus is the source of this 432-nucleotide messenger RNA. NCBI's taxonomy places the organism in Eukaryota, Metazoa, Arthropoda, Insecta, Coleoptera, Chrysomelidae. The record is from the annotation of a GenBank genome assembly.
AUGAAUCCAGCGCGGAAAAAAAUUAUCGACGACAAAUUAUUAGAGCUCAUUGCCAAAGAUAUUCAGCCAUUUUCUGUAGUAGAAGAUACAGGAUUCAGAGAUUUCUGCCAUGCACUAAAUCCAUCAUAUGUUUUGCCUAGCAGAAAAACGCUGUCUAAAACUUUAAUACCAGCAAAGUAUUUAGACACCUUAAAUAAAACUAAGGGUGUUGUAUCAAAUGUAGAAUCUGUCACAAUUACUACUGAUUUAUGGAGUUCUAGAAACAACGAUAGUUAUAUGGGCGUUACUGGUCACUUUAUUGACGCAAAUUAUGUAGUCAAAUCAGUACUUCUUGAUAUUUUUUUAUUUAAAGGCUUCCAUACCAGUGCCAACUUAGCUGAUGAGCUACUUCGAAUUGUUAAAGAAUGGGAUUUGGAAAAAAAAAAAUAUUAG